Messenger RNA from Vigna unguiculata (cowpea), 688 nucleotides. Its product is annotated as transcriptional regulator TAC1-like. NCBI's taxonomy places the organism in Eukaryota, Viridiplantae, Streptophyta, Magnoliopsida, Fabales, Fabaceae. The record is from RefSeq and is a predicted model, not a curated record.
AAUACUUAUCUCUGCAAACAUCAAAGACUUUUCCACAGAUAUCACACACAUGAGUAUUAAUUAUAGGUAGGUAAUGUCUAUGUCCUCAUUUUGUCUUUUCCCGAAACCACCUCCACCCUUCUUUCUAUAAUAAUACCCUCUCUUAGGACUCUCUCCAUGUCUCACAUAUACAAUUAUUAACUCCUAUAACAAAUUACUUAAGUCCAUAUCUUCCCUUUCACCAUGGACUUAAACUACCCACAACACCAACAAACCACUCACCAUGAUCUGGUUGGAACUGGCAGAUCCUAUGAAUGCAUCUUCUGCAAGAGAGGCUUCACCACAGCACAAGCCUUAGGUGGACACAUGAACAUACACAGAAAACAAAGGGCUAACAACAACAACACCAACAUCAAACCUUCAACUUCUUCUAACAAAGUUGAUGCAGAUCUCCUACAACAUCCAACCCAAUCCACUGCUCUCACUGUUACACCUUCCCAUGCUCAACUCUUUCUGCAGGAUUGGAGGACCACAAAUUUCACCUUCUACUCUAAUCCAUUGUCUUUUCAUGAAAUUAAGAACAAGCUUGAAGACACUCAAGAGAAUGGUCUCGAUUUGGAGCUCAGGUUGGGUCAUCAUCCAUAGCAUGCAUAUACAUAUCAUGCUAUACAUCCAUCAAGCAUGUAUACUGAUAUAUAUGUAUCAGAUG